This is a messenger RNA of Lindgomyces ingoldianus, 882 nucleotides long. RefSeq lists its product as uncharacterized. The coding region runs from base 131 to 799 and encodes 222 amino acids. The transcript has 2 exons. The record is from RefSeq and is a predicted model, not a curated record. Lineage: Eukaryota; Fungi; Ascomycota; Dothideomycetes; Pleosporales; Lindgomycetaceae.
UAUGCUUUCAAAUACAAGCACUUUGAAACUUCAAACAUCUAUAUUGCCUAGUUUCACAAUUUGUCGAAUCAUCUAACAUCAGUUUACAUUCUCUUCUCGUAUCUUAAGUGCCUUGAAAAAAACUCUCAACAUGUCCGAACAAACCACAGAAAUCGCCUACAUUCCUCUCGCCUCUGGUCUCGACCUUUCCAGCGGUGAUACCCAGAAAAUGUUGGAAGAAACUCUAGGGACAAUUAAAUCGCAACCAGGCUGCAAAUCACUGUUCUGGGGUCGACAAAUUGAGCACCCAGAUGUUAUGCAAAUGGUCAUUGAUUGGGAGAGUAUCGAAUCGCACAAAGACUUCAUGAACUCUCCCUCCUAUGGACCCUUUAUCGAACGCCUCAAACCGCUUCUAGCGGGUCCUCCACAUCUCCUACACGUCAAACUCCCCUCGCAAUCCCCCUUUUCGCACCCUGGAGCGGCUCCCAUCACAGAAUGUAUCUCGAUGUAUUUUGAACCGUCAUACUCCACCGCUAGCUACGACCCCAAUUGGGCCAAGUUCAAAGAGGGUGUGGAACAGAUGGCGAAGGAAGCGCAAGGCCUUACAGGUGGAUGGGGCGUCGAGGAUGUGAAGCAUACGGUGUUCGGGAAGGAGGGAGAGGAGGGAGAGGGAAAACUAUUUUGGGCGGUAAUUGGGUGGCCGAGUGUGGAUGCGCAUAUGAAAUUUAGGGAGACAGAGGAGUUUAAAAAGGUUAUUCCGUAUUUGAGGGAGGGGCCAAAGGCGCUGGAGGUGCAUCAUGUUGCUUUUCAGAAGUUUUAGGGGAGUCUGAAGAGCGUCGGGACAUUACAGAGGCCCAGGGGAGGAGAAGAGAGAUAACAACAGCUGUUGAGUGAACUACUUGC